Molecule: messenger RNA, 2093 nt
Organism: Oryzias latipes (Japanese medaka)
Lineage: Eukaryota; Metazoa; Chordata; Actinopteri; Beloniformes; Adrianichthyidae
Gene: or41a3
Product: odorant receptor, family 41, subfamily A, member 3
Biological process (GO): detection of chemical stimulus involved in sensory perception of smell; G protein-coupled receptor signaling pathway
Cellular component (GO): membrane
Molecular function (GO): odorant binding; G protein-coupled receptor activity; olfactory receptor activity
Source: RefSeq, a predicted model, not a curated record
CGUAAAAUUUACUUUAAAAGGAAAGAAAAAAAAAAAUAUAUAUAUAUAUGUGUGUGGACCAUUGAAAUCCAAGCUUUCUGUUGUGCACACUGUAAAAGUCAGUGUUUAGCGUUACAUCAUCGCAAUCAGAAAACAACAAUUAAGAUGCUUUGCUCUCUACAGAUCCAAUUAGGGAAAUUAAACACAUAUUUCACAUUUGUCUUACUAAUGAAGUGUGGGGUUCUCUCAUGAGAAUCGGAAAUAUAUUUUUAACUGUUAGCAGCUCAGUCUGUGUGCCAUUUGCUCACAAAGUUUUAGAAGAAGCACCAAUGUGAAAGGCUGAUUUAGCAUAGAUAUCAGAGAACAUUAGAUGGGCCUCCUUUCUUUUUUCACCUAUAAUUUUAAAUGUGCUUGACAUUUUUAUUCAUUUUCCUGUUGCAAACAAAAGAAACGCAUCUCUUCUUCAGAUAGAAGAAAAUUUGAUCAUUGCUGCUGAUUUUAACUAUGUCUUUUCUCCGGACGGCUUUGAACAGCUCCGUCAUCAUUCAUCCUCCAGGCUUCUACAUCAUUGGAUUUGAGUCUUUACCAUCAGUCAACAUCUACUUCAUCUUUCUAGCAAUUGUUUAUGUGGUUACAGUGCUGUUUAACGGUUUGCUGAUUAUUGUUGUGGUUAUUAAUCCAUCCUUACACACGCCAAAAUUUCUGGCUGUCAUCAACCUUGCAGUGAUUGAUUUAUGUCUAAACACUUGCACUAUUCCUGGUAUGAUAAAGAUAUUUUUGGUCAAAGAUAAUUUUAUCCCAUUCAACUUGUGUUUGGUGCAAAUGUAUUUUUAUUACUUUUUUGCCAAUUCAGAGUCCUAUGCACUCACUAUACUGGCUUAUGACAGGUUGGUGGCUAUUUGUUUCCCUUUGCGCCAAAACUCCAUCAACACAAUGCGCAGCAUGUGCUGCAUCAUUACCUUUACCUGGUGUUUGGUUUUAGGAAUUACAACCUUUUCCACGAGUUUAAUGACUAAACUGUCAUUCUGUAACUCUGUCAGAGUGUUUAGUUAUUUCUGUGACUAUGCACCCGUGUUCAGGCUUGCCUGUAAUGAUUAUUCAAUGCAGUGGUUUGCAGCUUCCUUUUUGAGCAUGAUGACCCUUGUAGGGCCUUUUGCUUUCAUAGUGCUGUCAUACGUCAGCAUCCUGGUGACUGUGUUCAGAAUGAAAACAUUAGAUCGGCGCCUAAAAGCACUGUCUACUUGUGUGGAACACAUCAUCAUUGUUGCAAUCUUUUUUAUUCCUCUUCUUGUCAUUUUCACAAUUGGCUUCAAUUCGGGAGGAAUUAACCCAGAUCAUAGAGUUCUAAGUCUGUCAAUGGCCUCUUGCCUUCCACCUUGCAUUAAUCCUAUUGUAUAUUCUUUGAAAACUAAAGAGAUCAAAACCCGAGCACUGGUACUGAUUAGGAAAAAUAAACUUAUUCAGACUAAAUCUACUUGAAUAAUUGUAGGAUUAAAAACACAGAAGUAAUCCAAAUAUUUUGGAUUAAAUGUACUUGUUUUAGAUUUGAUCUAUUCAGUUAGUUAAAAAUGUCUUUUCCCAAGAUUUGUGACAAAUUUGAAACUUUAUUACCUUGCACCUCAGUGUUUGAGUCAGAGAAGGAAACAAUAUUCACAGGCUGGCUUUUUGUGUGAUUUCUACUGUCUUUUACCAUCUUUAUAACACUGCAUGCACUCUAGAUUAAUAAAAAUAUGUCCAGAUGAUGCAUCCAUAACAAGUAAAACUGAAAGAGAAAUGGGGAUUUCAUGACAGUUUUCAACUUUCAUAAACUUUUACUUAUUUAUUUUUGUUCAAAUUGAAUUUCACUUUGCAGUAAAAAAAAAGGAUGUUUUUUUUGCAGAUUUUUUUCUGUUUUAUUUAUAAUGUUGUUGUUCUGUAAAUACACUGAAAGUCACUUUACCUUUGUCUUUUGGUGAAUGUCACUUUUGCUGCUGUAUUUUUAAAUGUCCUUUUUGAUGCCGCAUAUAAGUGAAAUUUCCCCAUCGUAGGAUCAAUAAAGUUUUCAAAUCUAAUCUAAUCUAUCAUUGAAAUUAAGUAAAAACAGCUUUAUCAUGCAUUAAAUAGUGAAUGUAAAA